Molecule: messenger RNA, 1455 nt
Organism: Lolium perenne
Lineage: Eukaryota; Viridiplantae; Streptophyta; Magnoliopsida; Poales; Poaceae
Product: probable low-specificity L-threonine aldolase 2
Biological process (GO): L-threonine catabolic process; glycine biosynthetic process
Cellular component (GO): cytosol
Molecular function (GO): L-allo-threonine aldolase activity
Source: RefSeq, a predicted model, not a curated record
CGAAGUUAGCAGGGGAGCAUAUGCCGCCCGGACCGACUAUGCAUUUUCCUCAAGAGCUUCCUCUAGCAAACAUUUUGUAAGCUAUUACACCACAGUCUAUAUAAACGAAGCUCCCUCUUCUGGAUCUUCCACAAUUAAGUUGCUAUAGAGCUGCCAUAUCCACUUGAUUGAAGAUCCAUCUCCAACGGAUUGAAGCGUGACUUGGAUCAAGCAACGCAGAAUGUUGACCAAGGCGGUGGACCUCCGGUCGGACACUGUGACGAAGCCCUCGGAGGCUAUGCGCGCUGCCAUGGCUGCAGCGGACGUGGACGACGACGUUCUGGGCUCGGACCCGACCGCCCACCGCUUCGAGACGGAGAUGGCCAGGAUGAUGGGCAAGGAGGCGGCCCUGUUCGUGCCGUCGGGCACCAUGGCCAACCUCGUCUCCGCCCUCGUGCACUGCGACACCAGGGGCAGCGAGGUCAUCCUCGGCGACAACUCCCACAUGCACAUCUACGAGAACGGCGGCAUGUCCACCAUCGGCGGCGUCCACCCUAGGACCGUCCGCAACAAUCCCGACGGCACCAUGGACAUCGACAGGAUCGUCGCCGCCAUUAGGCAUCCGAACGGGCUGUGUUAUCCUACCACCAGGCUGAUAUGCUUGGAGAACACACAGGGAAAUUGUGGUGGAAAGUGUCUGUCUGUAGAAUACACGGACAAGGUUGGGGAAGUUGCUAAAACUCAUGGCUUGAAGCUUCACAUUGACGGAGCUCGAAUUUUCAAUGCUUCAGUGGCACUUGGAGUUCCUGUUGAUAGACUUGUGAGGGCUGCGGAUUCAGUGUCGGUAUGCCUAUCGAAAGGGUUAGGUGCCCCUGUUGGAUCAGUUAUUGUUGGUUCCAAGGCCUUCAUAGAGAAGGCUAAAAUCCUUAGAAAGACCUUAGGUGGUGGAAUGAGGCAGGUGGGAGUUCUAUGUGCUGCUGCUCAUGUUGGAGUCCGCGACACUGUAGGCAAGCUUGCCGAUGACCAUAGGAGGGCUAAAGUCUUAGCAGAUGGACUGAAGAAAAUUAAACAGCUUACAGUUGAUUUAACUUCAGUCGAGACCAAUAUGGUAUACUUCGACAUUACGGAUCCACUGAUAUCACCUGGCAAGCUCUGUCAAGUUCUGGAACAGCGCAACGUGCUGGCAAUGGCAGUAACCUCAAAGAGUGUCAGACUUGUGACCCAUUACCAAAUUUCGGACAGCGAUGUCCAGUACGCGUUGACAUGCAUCGAGGAAGCAGUUGAGGAAAUACUGUUAGGCAAUGCUAAAUUCGGGCAUUUGACAAAUGGUGUAACGGCAAAUUCAUAUGGGAACUAGGUGGUCACUUCCAUUCGCCCCAACUAUGCAAUCAAACGGAUGCAAUGUUCGGCUUGUUUGCUGUUGUGGAUGUUUUAAUAACAACUCUGCAGAAUAAUCUUUUGCCGUCUCUUUUUUCA